UAGAAAACAAUGUCCCUUGACUUCGAUAGCGGAGCUCUACAAACUCAGCAUGAAGAGGAAGAGUAUGACCAAGAGGAUUAUGCAAGAGAACAAGAGCUGCAACAACUAUUGACAGAUCUCCCCCAUGAUAUGCUGGAAGACAGUGGAGACCAGCUCUCCAGCUAUUCAGACAGUAGCAUUCAUGAGAAUGAAGAGCAAUCACAUGAGCCCUGGGAGCAUGAUGGAAGGUGGAAUGAUCAUCCAUUGAUUAAUGAUUGUCAGAAUGGUUAUGAACAAGGACAAAAUCUGUUCUCUGAGCAGUUGUUGUGUGACCAGCAAAAUAACCACAUUGAAAAACCUUUGAAGAAUUGGAAUGGCCUAUGUAAUGAUGAAGAAAAACGUUUGUACGAGAUUAAGGAAGAUUAUGGUGGCCAAACCAGUCAAGAGGAUUCCAGAGAUGUGUAUCUUGGCAGAGAUGGGUAUAGUGCUCCAAGCUGCUACCAACAGAGCAAUGUGUAUCAUCUUCCAGAAAACUUCAGGCCCUAUAUGAAUGGCCAUAAACCAGAAAUGAAUAGUCAGCAAAGUAAAAUAGUAAUUUUUCCGGACACUUCAAAGGACCAUCUUAAGCAGUUUGGUGCAUCUGAAGUUGUUAGUGGCCAGUCCGUAGAAUCUUACAAAGUGACAUAUAAACCAUACCAAAAUGGCAUUCAGCAAAAAGUUCCAAUAACUCAAGAAGGGACCAGAAGAAAUGAAGUCUUUGAAGAUUUGCAGCACGAAUUUCUGGGCAGUGGUGAAAAUUCUUCUGAGAACAUGCAAAUUAUUCAGCUUCAAGUUCUGAAUAAAGCAAGAGAAAGACAGCUGGAAGAACUUAACAAAAAGCUAGAAGAGAGUGCACAGCAGAUUAGAUAUUUGAAUCAUCAACUUUCAAUGGUCAAAGAUGAAAAAGAUGGUUUGGCUGUUAGUCUUCAUGAGUCUCAAAAACUCUAUCAGAAUGGAAAAGACCGGGAGGUACAUCUUGAAGGUCAAAUAAAAGCACUUGAAACUCAAAUUCAGACUCUUACUGCCAAUGAGGAACAGCUAUUGAAACAGUCCAAAGUGGCAGAGGUAGCCAUGGAAAGCAUGAAGAAGCAGCUGUUAGAACUUCAGCGGUCAGAUGCGCUUCAGCGAGCCCGAGAGCAACAUGAGGCCAUUAUUUCAGCACUCAAGCAAAAGUAUGAAAAGCAAGUUACAGCAUUAGAGCAGAAACUUGAUACUACAAGCUCUGCGCUCCGAGAGCAGGUGAGAACGGAUCUGGGGACACUGUUGCAGGUGCUGUAGAGUUCCACAGCUGUUCUGAACAACACUUCUUGUCAUUCUUCUUGCAUAUUUAUAUUUCUGUCUCUCCCUCUUCCCUGUUCUUUCCUUCUUGCAACAGGCUCGAUACAGGAGACAAAUCAGUUACGGCUUCAACUGCAACAAGCUCAGUCUGCACACAUGAUAAGCAAUAACAUGAACAAGGCUUUGCAGGAAGAAUUAAUGGAACUGAAGAAAGAAAUAACUCUGUAUGAAUCUGCUGCCAAACUUGGAGUAUUUCUGAAUGAUGCAGGUGGAGAGCUGAGUGAAUCUUAUGUAGAUCUGGGAAUUAAACAAUUCGACUGGAAAAAAUCAAGAUUUUGCAGUGCAAUAAAAAAUAGAGACCCAGACAAAGAACUUUCUAAAGAUGAAAUUAUCGUAGAACUAAAAGCUGAACUAGAACGGUCAUUGAGCAGUAAUAAAACAAAGAGAAACCAGGUUACUCAAUUGCAGAAUGACCUUAAAGAUUGCCAGAAAGCAUUAGAAGAAUGCAAACAGCUGCUGAAAGCAGAAGAAGCAUCAAAAGCCUUAGAGCCUGUGAAAAAUCUGAAUGAUACUUUAGUGGCUAGUCCACCUGUUUCUGAUAAUCUUAAGGAAGAAGUUCUGAGACUCAGAAAGUCUAAUGAAACUUUGAUGCAAGAAGUUCAGAACCAUGCUCUGACUAUUGAAGAGCUGAAAUCAAAUGAGGAAAAACUGAAAAAUUCAAAUCAAGAUCUCUGUUUUCAGAUGAGACAGAUGAUUCAAGAUUUUGAUGAGGAUAAACAAGAAGCCAUUGACAGGUGUGAAAGAAUGUAUCAGCAACAUCAUGAGGAUACAAAAGCCCAGUUGGAGAAAGACCUUAUAGAGAAAUAUACCGAAGAAAAACAGCAGCUUAUUCAGGCUUAUGAAGAGACAAUAUCACAGUUUAAGGCUGACAUAGAGGUGCUGAACAAAGAGAUGACUGCAGUGAAGGAAUGUUAUAUAUCAGUUUGUGGUGAGAAGGACAUCUUGGAAGCUACCUUAAAGCAGAAGUUUGAGGAGGAGCAGCAGCUGAAGGAAGACAAGGUUAAGAAGCAACUACUACAAGAGAAGGAAGACGCACUUCGCAACCAGAGGAUGGAGCUUGAAGAGAAGUACAACAUUUCUAUUAUAGCAGCAAAGAACCAAUGGCUGAAAGAAAAAGAAAUUUAUAUUAAACAGCAGGUUGAAAAGGAAGUUGCAUUAGUUAAAAUCCACUGGGAGAAGGAAGAGAAGGAGAAAAAAGAACAAGUCAUUGCAAAAAUAGAAAGAGAAUGGCAAAGUAGACUGGAAGAAACAAGAAGAAUUUUAGUUGAAUAUAAUGACUACAGCACCCAAACUGAUCAAAUAACGGUUACGGAUGAAAGCUCAUCUAAAGAGUUAGCAAGGAUUGUUGAGGACCAGAAACUGCAGCUCCAGAAGGCAUUGAAAGAAAAGAUGGCCUCUGAAGAGGCCUUAAAAGAACUUGAAAUAGAACUGGAAAAUAAAUACCAUAAAAAUCUUUCCAGCCAGGUAGAUGCAGCUUUAACACAAGCUCAUGCUAGGUGGCUUCAAGAAUUAACAGACCUCAAAGAGUAUAAAAUAAAUCUAAAGGCAGAACAGGAAAAAUGGGAAAGGGAGCAUGCAGAGAGUGCAGCAAAACAGUUAGCUCUAGUUCUCUCAGCUGCUGAAGAGAAAUGGAAGAAAGAAUUGGAGAAUACAGAGAAAUCUGGACCAAGAGUGAAAGAACUUGAAGAAAAGGUCCUUUCUCUAAGAAAGGAAUUGGAGCUAAAGAAAGAAGAAAUCCCUGCCACUAUCAAAGCAGAAGUAGCAAAAGCUCGUGCUCAGUGGAACAAAGAAAAGCAAGAAGAAAUCCUUCAGAUCCGGGAGCAGAAUGAAAGAGACUACCGUUCAUUUUUAGAUGAUCAUAGAAACAAAAUCAAAGAGGUACUUGCAACAGCAAAGGAAGAUCUUGUAAAGCAGAAAAAUGACCUGUCUAUUCAGAAAGAGGCAGAAAUAAAGAUGUUGCUAGACCAAAAGCAGCGAGAAUGGGAGGGUCAGCAAACAAAGAGACUCCAGAAUGAAAUUAAUCAAUAUGAGGAGAGGAUGCUGUUUGAGCUGGAGGCCUUAUUAAGAGAAAUCCAUGAAGAACUAGUCAACUGCACAAAUAACGAGCCGUCUUGGAAGGAUCAGUGCUUCACCACUCCUUCUGAAUUAAAUCAUCAAUGUAAAGAGAAACUAAAGGCUUGCCUACAGAAGGCCUACAGAAGCACAAUUUACAUAGUUCUAGCAAAGGCUGAGCAAGAAUGGAAAGAGAAAUAUGAGCAACUACUGACUAAGGUAAAUGAAAAAACAUACUGCUGUGUGCAAAGUGGUGAAGGAGAAACUGGAGAAAUGGCAAGACCUCCUGUGUACAGUGUUGGACACCAAAUAGAAAAGCAAAGAAUGCCAAGACAACCUCCUUCACAGGAAACGGAAACAGAUAAAGAUGAGAAAUGUAAGAAAAGGAACCUUUGGGCUCAUGAAGAUUUUUGCUCUGAGUGCUGCUGCCAAGAGCUUGAAAAAAAGGAGACUUUGUGCCAGGAUUUGAAGAGAAAGUUGGAGAAAGCCUGCAGACAUCUUCAAUUUGCUGUAAGGGAGCACAAAGCUAAGACGGAGCAAAUCCAAGAAAAUCAGAAGACUUUAGAGGCUCUGAUUGCAGAAAACACUGAGAUGAAGGCUAAACUAAAAGACCUGAGAACACCACCAAGGUCACUGUCAGAGGGAGCCAUCUCAAAAUCCUGUACAUCCUGUGACAGUGUAAAAGGACUGGAGGAAAUGCGUGUUCAGUACAUUAAAGCUGUGAGCAAGAUUAAGAGUGAUAUGCUUUGUUAUAUCCGUGAAAGUAAGGAGAGAGCAGCUGAAAUGAUUAAAGUGGAGGUUUUAAGAGAACGUCAAGAGACUGCUCGGAAAAUGCGCAAAUACUAUCUGACCUGCCUUCAGCAGCUGCUUACUGAUAACGGGAAGCACGAAGGAGCUGAAAAAAAAAUAAUGACUGCUGCCAGCAAGCUUGCUACAAUGGCUAAAGUCCUUGAAACGCCUGUUCGACGUGUACCCCAAAGCAAAACUACCCGCUCAGUUGUGCCAUUAAAUUCUGAUCUUCCAACUGGAGUUGAGCACUCAGACAGGGAUUUCGUGCUUCAAACUAGGCCAAACUGUAUGGAAAGCAAAUCAUGUGCUGAAAAUAUUACCCAAAAAGCUAAUGAUAAAGUUGUACAGAAGUGUGUACCACAUGACUUGAGGCAGCAGUUUGAUGCAAGACAGACUGAAACACAAUAUGUGCUUCAUAAAGGAGGGACUUCAAGUAUCCAGAAUGGGAAUAAUUGUAAGAGCUUACAUGAUGCCUCAAGAGAUGCCCUGUCAGAGCUUUAUCCAAAUGAAGGUAGAAGAGAAAAAUUUGGCCCCAUCAUAAAUGCAGAUAAAAGACUGUUGUGCACAGCUAGCGAGAUAGCACAUGAAAAUACCCCUCCAUCUGCUUCUCAGGUAAAGUUGGGAACUGUGCAUGCAUCCAGCUGCAUGAAUGGUCUUGCCAUAUCCAAGCCAAUUCACUGCAUGCUGGAGAGCCAAAAGGAAAGAACACUCUUCAAAGAUGAUAAAUGUAACCAGCCACAUGGAAACUUGAAGACCCCAACUGAAAUACCCCAGGAUUUUGAUGUUCAAGAAGCUCCAGAAAGGGAUGAAGGCAGCUGCAGUGAAUGGAGUUCCGUUAAUGGAAGUCUGCACCUGGAUAGUGCCAAUAUGUCUCUGUUGUUCUCUGAACAAAAACUUGUUACUAAUGACCAAGCACAGAUGGCUUCUUAUGAAGAAUUUGCUCACAUCAAGUCAUUUUCCUCUAUGGAUGAAAAUGUUGGUACUUCUUGGAGAGAACUUACUAAUGACAAGAUUCUUGAUACAAAAAACAGCACAAAAGUUUACUGUAGAGACCAUCUGAAAGCAAAUGCAGAGCAUGCUUCAUUCCUGAAGUCUGACAAAUCAAAACCUCCUGUAGCACAACUCGGUGCAUCACCAAAUUCAAAUGCUGGAAAAGGCUACAACCAGUACUUGAAAAAAAUGGUGCGGGAUCCCAAAGCUUUUCAGGAAGAUAGUGGUUUUGAUAGCCCACUUUGUAACUUAAACUGA
Molecule: messenger RNA, 5445 nt
Organism: Tinamus guttatus (white-throated tinamou)
Lineage: Eukaryota; Metazoa; Chordata; Aves; Tinamiformes; Tinamidae
Source: RefSeq, a predicted model, not a curated record